This is a messenger RNA of Ictalurus furcatus (blue catfish), 1495 nucleotides long. RefSeq lists its product as uncharacterized. Lineage: Eukaryota; Metazoa; Chordata; Actinopteri; Siluriformes; Ictaluridae. Gene Ontology annotation, biological process: pore complex assembly; monoatomic cation transport; cytolysis in another organism. Bases 663 to 1343 code for a protein of 226 amino acids. The transcript is spliced from 3 exons. The record is from RefSeq and is a predicted model, not a curated record. Gene Ontology annotation, molecular function: channel activity. Gene Ontology annotation, cellular component: pore complex.
UUCAGGGUCACGGGGAACCUGGAGCCUAUCCCAGGCAGCAUCGGGCACAAGGCGGGGUACACCCUGGACAGGGUGCCAGUCCAUCGCAGGGCACAAUCACAUACACACUCACACACCCAUUCAUACACUACGGACACUUUAGACACGCCAAUCAGACUACCAUGCAAGUCUUUGGACUGGGGGAGGAAACCGGAGUACCCAGAGGAAACCCCCGCAGCACGGGGAGAACAUGCAAACUCUACACAUUAUAUAUAUUUAAAUUAACAAGUACUAUAAGGGAUAUGCAGUAGAGUCAGAAAUGGGAAACCGAUGAUGAGAUGAAAUUCCACUUUGGUACUGCAUUCAUCCAGUUGGUGAAUAUAAAGAGUUUGUUAUAUCUCUCAUAUAACAAUAUGACUCGUGUAUGACUCGUUCAUUUUGAUAAAAAAUAAUAAUAAAAUACAGGUUUACAGCAGACCUCUCUGUUCCAGAGCUUCUUUGCAUCUCUCAAAGAUUCUCACAAAAGCAACAGAAUCAAGCUGACAGGAUACUCCUGGUAUUCCCCUAAAUGUCCAUGGACUUUCCAGCCUGGCCUGCAUCAUCAUAAAUAUUGAUCCAGCUUGCAUGUGUGAGAUCUUCUCGCUCAGUGCCAGCUUGUUCUCUAUGAGUGCCUGCUUGUCAGAAUGUGUGUGAUCUGUGGAAGAUUGUUUCAGUCAAUCUGUACAUGCUGCUGUCCAAAAGAAGAGAAUAUACUGGUCAUGUCAGUAUACGAAAACAGAGUGUGGCCAUUCAGGACAGAGACAAGAAAAAGUGCAGAACCAUCAGCUAUUAUGGCUGGGGAGUCACUGAGAGGCACCAGCAUUGAGAAUAUAUCUCACAAUAUAGACACAAUAAGAAAUGUUUCCAUUCAAAUGACCAAUUUCAGUGACAUGUACACCUUAGCCAAUCCAAGGGUCCACACCAGCAGUGGAUAUUGUCUCAAUCCUCCCCAGCCUACAAUCACAAAAAAGACCAGUGAAUCCUGUUCCUUUACCAAAACACCAUAUGCAGCACGAGGUUCUGUUGGAGUUCUGACGUAUGAAAUCCUCACAGAUGAAGGGCAAAGAGUUGGUGAACUUGCAAUAAUGUUCUCAGUACCAUUUGACUACAAUAAAUGGAAAAACUGCGUAGGUCUUGGUAUUUAUGAACAGCAAAUUUCAUGUGACGAUGAACUGUUUCACCAAAUGUAUUAUGAGAAGGGUCCUUUCACUGCAACAGUAGCUACAGGAAGUGAAAUCAUGUAUUCUGGAAAAGGAACUUGUGUGAAGGGAACAAUGUCCCCUGCAGGUAACGCAAUAAUGAAGGUUGAAUUUCGGGAUUUGUAGUCUUGUCGCCAAAACCCAAACGUAAGCAAAACAUUGCAGAUGCAAGAUGGGGGAUUGAAUUGCAAAAUGUUGAAUAUUAUUAACCUAAUUUAUGUUAUGUCUAUGAAUUAAUAUACUACUAUACGCAAUAACUGUCAUUUCUCUAGUGUUGC